AUGGAAGGUUACUUAAAGGAUCCAAGCUCCUACAGAAGGUUGAUAGGGAAGUUGCUCUACCUCACUAACACUAGACCUGAUUUGUGUUUUUCCAUUAAUUUAUUAAGCCAAUUUAUGCAAUCACCAACUGACUACCAUUAUCGNGCUGCUCAACAUGUCCUUAGGUACAUAAAGUCUAGACCUUCAGAAGGGUUGUUCUUUUCAGCAGAUUCUCCUAUACAACUAAAGGCGUUCAGUGAUUCAGAUUGGGCAACCUGUCCCAACACUAAAAGGUCUACUACGGGAUUUUGUAUUUUUCUUGGAUCAUCUCUCAUCUCAUGGAAGUCCAAGAAGCAAAGUACUGUUUCCAGAUCUUCCACCGAAGCAGAAUACCGGGCUUUAGCAGCUGCUACGUGUGAAAUGCAGUGGAUCAGCUACCUAUUAGGCGAUCUGCAAAUGAAGGAAGCUGGAACUCCAGUUCUCUAUUGCGACAACAAAUCCGCAAGACACAUAGCUCACAAUCAGAGCUUUCACGAAAGAACUAACCAUAUAGAGCUCGAUUGUCAUGUUGUUUGUGAAAAAGUACAAGCUAAUCUACUGCAUCUUCUCCCUGUUCGCUCAGAUGAGCAGCUGACAGACAUAUUUACCAAAUUUCCUCAUCGUGUUCGGUUCAGAUCUAUUGUUCCCAAGCUAGGAUUGAUGAUCAUACACCAUCCAGCUUGA
Molecule: messenger RNA, 702 nt
Organism: Vigna radiata var. radiata (mung bean)
Lineage: Eukaryota; Viridiplantae; Streptophyta; Magnoliopsida; Fabales; Fabaceae
Exons: 1
Coding region: 1-702 (233 amino acids)
Source: RefSeq, a predicted model, not a curated record